UGUGACUUCUGGUUCAACCCUUUGCCUAAGAGCUGCGGGCGCAAAAGCGUAGCGACUUCGGAGUGAGAGGAUGGCGCUUCGCUUUUGGCUGGCGGGGGUCGCCCUCCUGCUCCUUGGGGAGCCAGGCCGGGGCCUCCCCUCCGGUACUAAAGGAUCCCCGGCGCUUGGCUCCUCCUCCCACUCCGUGCACUAUUUCUCCACUGCUAUGUCUGAACCCAAUCAGGGGCUUCCCAGGUACAUCGCAGUGGGAUACGUGGACAGCCAGCUCUUCAACCAUUAUGACAGCAUCACCCGGAGGGUGCAGCCUCGAGCGCCCUGGAUGGAGAAGAUGAUGGAGGAAGAGGAUCCAGAAUAUUGGGAGAGGAACACCCAGAUAGAACAGGCCAACGAGCAGUGGUUCAGAGAGGGCGUGGCCAUCCUGAAGCAUCGCUACAACCACAGCGGAGGGUUUCAUACCUGGCAGUGGAUGUACGGCUGUGAGCUGAGGGCAGACGGGAGCAAAAGAGGGCACACGCAGUAUGGCUACGACGGGAAGGACUACCUCGCCCUCGACAAGGAGACCCUCACCUGGACGGCUGCUGAUUCCAAGGCCCAGAUCACCAAAGAGAAGUGGGAGAAGGUUCCGGCCUUUGCCCAGAGAGACAAGGCCUACCUGGAGGGGGAAUGCCUUGAUGAGCUACAGAGAUUCCUGGAGUACGGGAAGGAGAGGCUGCUGAGGAGAGAGCCCCCAGUAGGGAAGGUGACUCGCAUGUUCCUCUCCGAAGGGAGGGAGGUGCUGGUCUGCCAGACUCACGGCUUCUACCCCAAGGAGAUCGAAGCCACCUGGAGGAAGGGCGGGGAGAUCAUGGAGCAGGACACCUUCCGGAGGAGCGUCGCUCCCAACUCCGAUGGGACCUACCACGCCUGGCUCAGCAUCGAGAUCAACCCCGGAGACAGAGACCUCUACCGAUGCCACAUCGAUCACGCUGGCCUGACGGAGCCUCUGGUCUUGGCCUGGGAAGCGCCUGGUGGCUCCUCCUCGCACUCCCUGCACUAUGUCUACACUGCUAUGUCUGAGCCCAACCAGGGGCUGCCCCAGUUCAUCUCGGUGGCGUAUGUGGACGGACAGCUCUUCAGCCACUAUGACAGCGUCACGAGAAGGAGACAGCCUCGGGCGGCCUGGAUCAAGAAAGUGGAGGAGGACAUCCCCCAGUAUUGGGCCACCCACAGCCAGAGAGCCCGAAACCAUGAGCACGUGUUCAGAGGCAACUUGGAGGUCGCAAGAAACCACUACAACCACAGCAGAGGGGUUCACUCCAUGCAGGUGAUGAUAACCUGUGAGCUGAGGAAGGAUGGGAGCAAAAGAAGUCAAUACCUUUUUGCCUACGAUGGGAGGGACUACAUCAGCCUGGACACAGAGACCCUCACCUGGACGGCCGCCGAUCCCCCGGCCCAGAUCACCAAGAGGAGGUGGGAGAAGGAUCCGGCCCUUGCCCAGAGGUGGAAAGCCUACCUGGAGGGGGAAUGCAUCGAGUGGUUGCAGAGAUACCUGGAGUACGGGAAGGAGACGCUGCUGAGGACAGAGCCCCCAGUAGGGAAGGUGACCCGCAUGUUCCUCUCAGAAGGGAGGGAGUUGCUGGUCUGCCAGGCCCAUGGCUUCUACCCCAAGGAGAUCGAAGCCACCUGGAGGAAGGGCGGGGAGAUCAUGGAGCAGGACACCUUCCGGAGGAGCGUCGCUCCCAACGCCGAUGGGACCUACCACACUUGGCUCAGCAUCGAGAUAAAUCCUGAAGACAGAGACCUCUACCGAUGCCACAUCGAUCACGCUGGCCUGGCUGAGCCUCUGGUCUUGGCCUGGGAAGUGCCUGGUGAUAAUGUGAGACACAUCGUGGGAAUCGUCUUUGGGGUCCUGGCUGCUCUCCUCCUGAUGGCUGCUGGGGUUGUCUUCUUUCGCAGCAAGUAAACCCUGAAAACACUCAUUGGUGUGGGAGAUGCCCAUGAAAACUUUGUUCUUAUAUCCAAAGGUCAAGGAUAUGGAUAUUAUUGCUUCUGUAAGAUCAAUGUGGUCAUAUGAUGCCAUCUUUUAUUUGUUCACCUUGAAAAGGGCAUCCAAAGUGUAAUUUUCCAUCCUGAACUCAUCAUCCCAGUCUUCUUAUGUUUUAGAAGCCAUUUCUGGGGCUUAAAUAACUCUCUGAGGAUGUUGCAGUGAAAUCCAGGUCCCCAAAUCUGAACUCUCCUUGAAUGGAAGGCAGCUGAGCUUCAUCAAGUCCAGCCAGAUUUUCGCCUACACAGAAACAUAUUUUGGGGGGGAUGGGAUUCUAAUAGUUCAUGGAUUUCAGCCUCCAUAAAUAUAUUCGCCCUAAUUUAAAGGGGCUUUUCUUUCCAUUGAGGAGACCAUUACCUUUGAUGGUCGAGCCUGUCAUUUCCCCUCCCGUGAUUCCGUGCCAACCCUAACUGGAGCUGUCAAAACCCUGAAUGUGGGUCACAGCUUUCUGUUUGAGGAUCCGGUUAUGUCGAUUUUUUUCACAGUGGCAGUACCAGGACAAAUGGAAAGUGUUCCCCCGCCCCAUCUCAGUUUUCUACAAGAUAAAGAACAGUCUGCCUCCUAUUAAGGCUACAGCUCUAAAUUUGCAUUCAGAGGCUUUAAGGUCUGUCCUGAUCUCUGGAUCCUUCCAAGAACUGAGAUUAGGAAACUCUCAAGAAAACAGCCUUGGCUGUCACUCCACAUUGUUGGCUCAGCCUUCGUAACUUAGUCCCAAACCGCGAAGGGUUUUGUAGGUGAGCAUCUGCACCUUGAACCUGAUCCAGGGAUGCAACAGGGAGCCAGGAGAGGUGGGCCAAGGCUUGCUCGCACUCACCACCCCUCUGGCCCCUCCUGGAAACGAGCCAAAAUAAAACUGAUACAAAGGUC
Molecule: messenger RNA, 2890 nt
Organism: Pogona vitticeps (central bearded dragon)
Lineage: Eukaryota; Metazoa; Chordata; Lepidosauria; Squamata; Agamidae
Source: RefSeq, a predicted model, not a curated record